UGAAAAAGUUGUAGAAUUUUUGGGAUCUCAAUUAGCUUACAAGUAUGUGGAAUUCGGAUUAGCAAUAAUGGGACUUCGACCGCUGCCCGAUCAAAAUCCAAACUAUCGAAUGUUAUUCGAUCUUUGGAGCUUCACGGUGCUGACAGUUCUAGAAGUCUAUCUACCGAUUGCAUUCGUCGUGGCCUUUGUGAAGAACAUCGAUAACAUAACGCCCGAUGAACUUCUCGCAACUCUCGCAAUGUUUUUCAAUCUUCCCGCAUGUGGAAUAAAAGUUAUAAUACUUUUAAUGAAUCGAUGGCGUUUCGAUAAAGCCAAGGAUAUGCUCGAGAUAAUGUAUAAACGAUGCACAAAAUAUGAAGAACGUGUGCAGAUCAAUCAAUUGGUUCAACGCUGCGAUACUUUUUCUAUUUUGUAUACUGUGGCAUAUCUAAUGACACCGACAUUGAUGUUGAUUAGUUCGGUAUUAUCAGGUCGAGCUCCAUUUAAUAUCUACAUUCCGAAUCUCGAUUGGCGAGAGAGUAAACGCAAUUUAUGGAUCGCUUCCUUUAUUGAGUUUGUUCUCCUCUCAAUUGGUAUAUCCUGUUGCAUUUUGGUCGAUUGUUUGCCCUCGAUAUUUGGUUUAACUGUGCGAGGACAUAUGAAAUUGUUAAUUGAACGAGUCGAAACUCUAAGAACCGAUCCGACAAGCAACGAGGACGAUAACUAUGAGGCGCUUGUGCUUUGCAUUAUUGACCACCGUUUAAUUAUCGAAUACUGCGCUAACAUGCGACCUAUUAUUUCCCGUUCGCUCUUUGUCCAAUUCACUGCAAUGGGAUUUGUUUUGGCCUGCACUUUAAUUCACAUUCUAUUCUUUGCCAACUUUUUGACGGCUCUUGCGGCCAUAUGGUACUUAGCCACUUGUGUCCUGCAAUCCUUUCCCAUUUGCUUCACCUGCGAUCAUAUUCUGGCGGAUUGCGAAAAGCUCUCGAUGGCCAUAUUCCAUUCAAAUUGGAUCGGUGCCGAUCAUCGAUAUACUUCGGCCCUCAGGCAUUUCAUGCACAAUGCUCAGCAACCAAUUCGAUUUAUGGGCGGCGGAGUUUUGCCCAUUUGUCAAGCGACCUACAGCCAAAUGGUGAAAAUGGCGUUCUCUCUUAUCACUUUCAUAAAUCAAAUGAAUAUAUUUGAUUUAGAUUGAACAUACAAAUACUUUAUUUCAAAUCACACAAUU
Molecule: messenger RNA, 1207 nt
Organism: Drosophila nasuta
Lineage: Eukaryota; Metazoa; Arthropoda; Insecta; Diptera; Drosophilidae
Product: odorant receptor 98a-like
Exons: 3
Coding region: 68-1174 (368 amino acids)
Biological process (GO): detection of chemical stimulus involved in sensory perception of smell; sensory perception of smell
Cellular component (GO): plasma membrane
Molecular function (GO): odorant binding; olfactory receptor activity
Source: RefSeq, a predicted model, not a curated record